Messenger RNA from Postia placenta MAD-698-R-SB12, 1074 nucleotides. RefSeq lists its product as hypothetical. The transcript has 12 exons. The record is from RefSeq and is a predicted model, not a curated record. NCBI's taxonomy places the organism in Eukaryota, Fungi, Basidiomycota, Agaricomycetes, Polyporales, Adustoporiaceae. Bases 1 to 1074 code for a protein of 357 amino acids.
AUGGCCCUAUUGUCUGCCUGCAUUGAAUCGCACCAACGUGCACCUCAGUAUGAUCGGAUCGGUGCCGAAAAACGAGCUCGUGACAUAGCGCCUACGAUCGAGUUUAUUGAACGUAUAAUGCAGCAUAAUUUCAAAGGCUUCCCUGUCCUGCUCGGGAAGCUGCCGAAUCGCUCUGAUGCAAUCCUUCGGGAGUCUGCAGUAUGUGAAGUCAGCGUUCCUCCAGGGCUAAUUUCCGCGCUUUCCCCACGGACAUCGCUCCGAAAUGUGUCCGGCAAUCCCUUUGGAUUGGACAUUGAGUGGGCAACGUGCAUCGGAUAUGAUCCCGUCACCGACAGACGGAGACGCACCAAUCAGUUGCAGGGUCAAGGCUACAUUUUCAAAUAUAGCUCGUUAUCUACCCAGAUGUGUACCCCGUUCCUGGAGUCGAAGGGGCUGUUCUCCGGAGUCUAUACCUUGUUUUCUUUCCUAAGGGAGCGUUUCGACUCGUUGGAUGGUUAUCUCGUCCUCAAUGCUCUUCUAUAUUAUAUACCUGUAAAGCACUAUCACAAUGAUAAGGCGCUCCCAGUCGACGGUAAUCUGUUUCAUAUUCUUGCAAUCACUGACCUGGGUAGCUUGCGAUUGGAACUUGCUCAGAAUGCCGCAUUGCAGGCCAGAACUGAGUUUCCUGCUGCCACCCUCAUUGCAUGGCUGUCCACUCCGGAUCUCGAAGCUGCGGGCAGUGGGCGUUGUGCGGAGAUUGGCGCCUUUAGUGCAGAAGGUACGCGCUAUACUUUUCAAUCUCUUCUUUUCCCCCAUAUUCUACCGAUUACGAUGACCCUUGAGUUUGACACUCGCACGAAGUUUAAGAUUGGAGAUGAAGUCCGCUUCCGACCCCGGUACGAUAAUGAUGAAGUGGUGGGGAAAGUCGUUGCCAUACACAUGACUACUGAUUCGCACGUUUCAUAUGCUCUCGCAAUCGACGGCAGCAGCAUAACGCGCAUGGGUCUUACGAAAGUGCCAGAAGAGAAGAUACGAGGCCUGAGCAACAACAUGCCAUUCUUUGUCCGACUACGACACCAUCUUCACAUACGAUGA